AAUUAUUCUGAUGGGAAACUUGCAUGCACGUAGGAAUGGCAAUGGGCAGGUCCGGGAGGGUUUCUUGGUACCCAGAUCCGUCCCGUGGCAGGUCGGGUCCAAGUCGGGUAAUUGAUUACGGGUCGCGGGUCGGGGCAGGUCGACCCAAUGGGUAUGCAAUUUAUAUUAAAAACAUUGUAAAUAUUCAUUAUUUUUAUUAUAAGACUAAGAAAACAAACAAUAUUAUGACAAUUGCAGUUAAAUUAUUGGAGAAAUUGAGGUUUUUACUAAUUUACAACUUUCUUAUAGCUAAAAUAUGAUGCAAUAAAAGGAAAAUACUAAGUAAUUUGACUAAGAUUACAUGUAAAUUAGACAAGAACGGGUCGAGAAUGGGGCGGGUUAGGACAGGUCGGGUCGAUGAGACUACCCAUGCCCGCCCCGCCUACGGGGCGGGUCGGACCCGCCCCGAAACAGGUCAAACAGGUCGGAUAACACGGGUCAGGUCGAAAUUGCCAUCCCUACAUGCAUGCGAGGUUAUGGCUGUACAUUAAGAGGGAAAAUGUGUAAUGUAGUGUAGGGCUAUACAUAUAUAUAUAUAUAUACAGUACUGCACAUUUGGUUGUGGAUCAGUUAACAGAGAGAGAUAUUGUUCCAUAAAGAGGGAAAAUGGAUGUAUCGGUGAUAUCAAUAGAGAACAUCAAACCAUGGUCAGUAGAGCAUGAAUUCAAACCAUUCAAGCUCUGCCUGCUGGACCAACUCAUGGCCUCCACUUAUUCUCCUCUCGUCCUCUUCUACCCCAUGAACAGUAGUAGUACUGAUCGCCAUGAGAAAGAGGUGGUUGCUAGGCGGCUGAAGGCAUCUCUGUCCAAGACACUGAAUCCCUUCUAUCCUGUAUCCGGGAGAGUGAAAGACAACCUCAUCAUCCACGACUUCCAACAGGGCGUCCCCUUCACCAAAGCACGCGUGAAGGGGAACCGUCUGUUCGAUUUUUUGGCCUCGCCACCCAACUUGGGAUUCCUACACAACUUGCUCCCGUCCGAGCCAUUUUGCCUGGCGCCACAUCGUCAUCAUCAUCAUCCACUACUUGCGGUACAACUCAACACAUUUGACUGCGGUGGGAUCGCACUCGGGCUGAACAUGUACCACAAGCUCAUGGACGGGGCAACCACCAGUGCGUUCCUCCGCACUUGGGCGGCCAACUGCAACGUCGGUGAUCCCGCGGGAUCAUCGACAACAUUGCUGAAAAACCAACCAGAGUUACGCAAACCAUCCUCAGUUUUCCAUCCUCGCGACCCUGUCCUUGUCGAUCAGUGCCAGAAGGCCAUGGAGAGCAUGAUUUUCCCAGAUGUCCAUCCGGGAGGACAAAAGGCUACCACCAGGAGGUUCGUGUUUGAUAAAAACGCGAUAACGAGCCUGAGAGCCAGGGCAAGGAGCAGCAACGUUACGAAUCCGACUCGUCUUGAAGCCCUGUCUGCUUUCUUUUGGGAAGCCGCCCUCAAGGCAUCUACAACUACUACACCCGGCGAGCGACAACAGAAGCUACAGUGUUUCAUGCAAUCUGUCAACCUAAGGUCGCUAAUGAGCCCACGCCUGUCCAACAACUCCGUCGGGAAUCUUGUCACCACCGCAUUGGCGUCCUGCAAGGAUAUUGGCAACAACGUGACAAUGAAGGAGUUGGUGGGUCUCUUGAGAGAGGGAAUGGCGGGGAUCGUUGAUGAGAAGUAUAUCAACGCCAUCUCCGAUGCUGAACAUGGGUUUGAAGCCAUGCUUGAGGGCGGUAAGUUAUUGGGAGAAUGUGGCAGCGGGGAGAUUAUGACUUGCUCAAGCUGGAUCGGAUUUGGUACCAACAAUUAUGACUUCGGUUGGGGAAAGCCUCUCUGGACUGGUUUAUACGGGGACCCGACGGGGGAUCAUCCUUAUGCCAACAAUUUCCUUGUUUUCAAGGAAUUAGGUGCUCGAGUGCGUGAAAAUUCGAAUGCCGCCAUAGAAGCAUGGAUAAGGCUGGACGAAGACGUCAUGGCUGUUCUUGAACAUGAUCCUCACUUCAUCCAAUAUGUUUCCCCCAAUCCUCCUAUCAUUCUCAACUGAUUAUGAUGUUAUAUAUCAAACAGCUGAUGAUUAGCUAAUGGACAGUUAAUCACUAUUAAUUACCUCAAUGUAUGUUUCAUGGUUUAUUUUAUAUUAUCUUGAAUAAUGAAUGAAUGUCUUGGAGAUUUGGCAUAUGGUUUAAGUACUGAUAUACAAAAAAAAAAAAAAGGGACUUCAUGUAUAGACACACACAAAAGAGCUAGACAUGAAUGGAAUUCAUAAUGUUUACACAUUAUUUUAUUCUUUGAUGUAAUCUAAUCAAACUUAAUAAACAUUCUAUCCAUUUUCUCACACCAAUUUGUUAUUGAGCAUUGUACAACAAAAUAAACCCUUUAUUUAAAAAAAAAAUUCUAUUUAUUAGAUCAUAAAAAAAAAUUCCAGCCGCACUCACAAAGAUGAACAUAGAAGUUUUCAGUUCAAACAAUAAAUUUUGAUUUCUCAAAUCACAUAAUCGUCCGAAUUUAGUUCUCAUAUCGUCAUUCGUUUAAGGUACGGAAUGGAAAAGAGAGUUAAUGUGUAGGUCAACAACCAUAAAAGAAACAAAACUCUUUCACAAUUAUGGUCAAUUCUUAUAACUUAAGUUUUUAUCGCUGAUUUCACUUUUUCCUAUAAUACGGGAAUGGAUGUUGUGCAUAACUUACCUAUUAAUUACUAUGCAUAAACCUAUACUUAAUAUUUAAUAUUUACUAGUUUUUUUGGCCCGCGCUUCACAGCGGCGAGAUUUAUGUAAUAUAUUUGCUUAACUAAAAUAUAUGAAAUAACUACCCUCCAUUUUACGUAAUAUAUUUAUAAUUUAGUUUAUGUAAUGUGUGGUCUAAUAAUAAAAAUUAAAUUAGAAAAGUUAUCAUAUCUAUUAUGUAAAAUUAACUUAACUUAUGGAAAAAUAUCAAAUUAGAAAAGGUAUCAUAUUCUACUAAUAUAUUAUGUAAAAGUUAAUUUACCUUAUGGAACCUUUUUGUAAUGCAAAUUGAUGAGAUAUUUAAUAUCGUAGUUAAUAAUAAAGAAAUUUUAAUAAAUAAUUAGAAAAUUAAAUUAAGAAGAGUAUCACAUUUGAUUAAACUAUUAUGCAAAAUAUAACUAAGCUUAUAAAACUUUUGUGUAAUGAAAAUUGAUGAGAUGAUCAACUUAAAAUAUCAUUACAAUUUAUAUUAUAAAAUGACUUGCAUAAUAAUUUUUAAUUGAUACAUAAGAAACGAUUAUCCCUCGAUAAGUUUUAUGCAAUGACUUAAUCAUUAUAAAAGUCAUUCCCUAUUGUGUUUUUCUUAAUUGGUACAUAAGAAAUAACUAUCUCUCCAUAAGCUGUACGUAAUGUCUUAAUCCCUACAAAAUUCACACCCUAUUAUGUUUUGUUUAAUUCAUACAUAAAAAAAAUUAAUGCUUAAAAAAUGUCUCUCUCUCCCCGUAUGUUUUAUAUAAGUCUUAAUCAUUACGAAAGUCACACCAUAUUAUGUUUUGUUUAAGUUGAUACAUUAAAAAUAACUAUUACUCUAUAAGUUUGAUAUGAUAUAAUAUACGUGACUUUUUAUAUCGCGGUGUUAUGUAAAUAUUUCCUAAUGUGCGGUCUAAUAAUAAAAUCAAAUUAUAAAAAGUAU
Messenger RNA from Linum trigynum, 3659 nucleotides. The record is from the annotation of a GenBank genome assembly. NCBI's taxonomy places the organism in Eukaryota, Viridiplantae, Streptophyta, Magnoliopsida, Malpighiales, Linaceae.